Scomber japonicus (chub mackerel) is the source of this 1676-nucleotide messenger RNA. RefSeq lists its product as uncharacterized. Gene Ontology annotation, cellular component: heterotrimeric G-protein complex. Gene Ontology annotation, molecular function: G-protein beta-subunit binding. Bases 98 to 313 code for a protein of 71 amino acids. Lineage: Eukaryota; Metazoa; Chordata; Actinopteri; Scombriformes; Scombridae. Gene Ontology annotation, biological process: G protein-coupled receptor signaling pathway. The record is from RefSeq and is a predicted model, not a curated record. The transcript is spliced from 3 exons.
CGUUAAAAGCUUUUUGAGCAGUUGGGGUCAAUUUCCGCUCGGUGGUGGCCGCCUACAUAAAACAGCCUUCAACUUUUCUUUACCGACAGCCAUCGUCAUGUCCAACAACAACGCCAGCAACAACUUAAUCAUCGCUCAGAGGGCCGUGAAGCAGCUCCGGUUAGAGGCCAGUAUCCGGAGGAUCAAGGUGUCCCAGGCUGCUGCUGAGCUCAGAAACUUCUGUCUGCAAAAUGCCUCCAAAGACCCUCUCCUGGUCGGGGUCCCCUCCAGUGAUAAUCCCUUCAGACCCCCCAAGUCCUGCUCCCUGUUCUGAGAGCAAAAAGAAACCUGGAGGAUUUCUGUAUUUAUCCGUCGAAGGCUGUCUUCACCUCUACUUGAUGUCGCUGUAGAUCUGCCAGCAGCUCCUCUUGGGAUGAUGGGGACAUGGGGCUGAUGGGUUCGGGAGGGGAAUUAGUCCACUUGUUUACCAAAACUAAUGGUAUCAUAACUCCCAUCUGUUACAUUAAAGUUGGGCUGGGCGAUAUGACAAAAAACAAAUAUCACAAUAUUUUUGACCAAAUACCUCUAUCGUUAUUGCAACAAUAUCAUAGGGAUGACUAAUGGUGCUUUCACAACAUAUUUACACAAUGAGAGUUUUGAUAGAUAAUCAUCAAUAAUGUGGAUGUAAUGACUGAGAGGAGCUAAAACAGUCUGGUAAGUUCAGAAAAUGACUUAACUUUUCUGUAAUGCAGCCUUUUUAAAACCAGGAAAAAACGAUGCCUUUGUGUCAUAUCACAAUAUCAUUAUAAAAAUCAAUAUAUUGCCCAGCCCUACAUUAAAGCAGGGCCACACUCUACAUGUUCGAAAAAGAAAAAAAAAGGCAGAAAUUGUUAUUGACACUAACCUGACUAAUGAUUAAGCUGUUCUUGGUUUACCCAGCACUAAAAAUGUCCAGUCUCAAUUUACUAAAAAAAAAAAUUCAGCCCAUGUGAUCAGCUACUAAAUGUGCAACCUCUUGUAUUUUGUGCUACAGGUAGAGAAUCACUCAACAGUAAUUUAAAACCAGUUGCCAUUCAAAAAUAAGAACAUGUGUGAUAUACACACUAUUUCUUAUUGUGUCUUUAUAAAACACUACAGACUUAAGAGUAAGAUUCAAUUGCGUAUGUGGCCUACAGACAUACUGAAAGCUUUUGAGCUAAACCGAUUAGUGUCUUAAACCAUUCAUGUAUUUUUCUGGCAAUGGUAAAGGUGUUCCUACCAUUCUGAGGUACAACAACAUGGUACAGACUUUAACCCUAUGAGUGCAGGGCAUGUGAUUGUAGAAUAACCUUUCAUCCCGUCCAUUUUCUGUAUAUAUUUAACAGCCUGUUGAGGUUGCUUUUAUUAGCCUAUAUGUUACAGUCUUUCAUUUUAGAAAUACAUCAAGGCCUUACGCUAUUUGGAUAGUGAAACCUGGGAGCAGAUUUAAUGUCUAGAUACACAAAUGAAUUGCCAAUAUCCAUAUCGCUGUUCAAAAGUUCCAAAUAUUUGUAUUUAAUGAAUCAUGCUGCAGAUGACUUGUUGUAUUAAUUGUUUUCCACACUGGAAUCAUUUUCCAAUCAACCAAAACUUUUACUACUGUUACCCUGCAUCUUUCUUAACUUUGCUAGUGUGGACAACCUUUUAGAAAAUAAACUUCUUUUUGGGACACUGAGAAA